This is a messenger RNA of Pochonia chlamydosporia 170, 858 nucleotides long. RefSeq names its product NUDIX family hydrolase. Gene Ontology annotation, biological process: nucleoside phosphate metabolic process; ribose phosphate metabolic process. Gene Ontology annotation, molecular function: ADP-ribose pyrophosphatase activity; ADP-glucose pyrophosphatase activity. Bases 1 to 858 code for a protein of 285 amino acids. The record is from RefSeq and is a predicted model, not a curated record. Lineage: Eukaryota; Fungi; Ascomycota; Sordariomycetes; Hypocreales; Clavicipitaceae. The transcript has 2 exons.
AUGAAGACGAUCCCCGGCUUCGAGAACGUGGCCGUCACCCUCCCUGAUGGCUUGACCUUGGAGGAACUGUGGGCUCACCCGCCAUUCAAGGCAUGGGUCGAGGGGCUAAACAAAUCAAUGCACCUGCAAUCCGUCGAAGCGCACCCCUUCCAUGGAAAUCCCUUCCAUCUCCGCUCCAUCACCGUCCAGGCCGUCGACCGCUUCAACGGAGGCCGCAUCGGUUUUCUGAAAAUGUCCUCCAAAAUACCCGACUCUGAUGGCGAAGUAACUCUCCCGGGUAGCACAUUCGUCCGCGGGGCCAGCGUCGCCAUGUUGAUGAUGCUCAUCCCAGACGACGUGGGACCAGACUCUGAUGAGCGGUAUGUUGUGUUUACAGUGCAGCCGCGUGCGUCAGCUACGAGUUUGAGCUUUAUAGAGAUACCGGCCGGCAUGAUGGAGGAAUCGGGAGAUUUCAAGGGCACGGCGGCCAGGGAAAUUAAGGAGGAGCUUGGAAUGGUGGUUCAUGAAGAUGAAUUGGCGUGCUUGACUGACCUGAUGGGCAACGAUGCUGCUCAGCUAGAGGCCGCUCAGAUGGGGGCUACUCAGCAGGGGGCUCUCGAUGAGCAUCUUCCGGAAGCCGUAUUCCCAAGUCCUGGGGCCUGUGACGAGUACAUCAAGAUUUACAGUUGUGAAAGAAGGAUCCCGAGGGAGACGUUGGCCGAGUGGAACGGCAAGUACACUGGAUUGAGAGAGGAAGGCGAAUUGAUUACCCUCAAGAUCGUUCCUAUGAAGGAUGCCUUGAAAGUUGGCCGCAGAGAUGCAAAGACUGUGGCAGCUUUGGCCUUCUGGAACUCACUGAAGGGAGAAAAUAAAGUGUAA